Molecule: messenger RNA, 3091 nt
Organism: Myzus persicae (green peach aphid)
Lineage: Eukaryota; Metazoa; Arthropoda; Insecta; Hemiptera; Aphididae
Product: protein mothers against dpp-like
Exons: 7
Coding region: 715-1995 (426 amino acids)
Biological process (GO): transforming growth factor beta receptor signaling pathway; cell differentiation; SMAD protein signal transduction
Cellular component (GO): heteromeric SMAD protein complex
Molecular function (GO): I-SMAD binding; DNA-binding transcription factor activity, RNA polymerase II-specific; RNA polymerase II cis-regulatory region sequence-specific DNA binding
Source: RefSeq, a predicted model, not a curated record
AAACGUGUUGUACCUACUUCGAACUCGCGCGCGCGUGCGUACGAAACUAGUCCGUUCUCGCUACCGCGACUGCAGUGAGGAAGAGCAUUUAUCGCCGGCGACACGUUUUGUCCGCGAUUUACACUUAUUGCGGCUACCACACAAUAUAAUCGUUUGGGAUAAUAGUCACAAGACGGCGAGCAACAAGCGCGACGACUGUCCCACGCGCUCAACGUGGUUUUGUGCUAUACUGCGCUGUCCGAAAGCCGCAACGCGCGCGAGCUUGUCGUCGUAUUUAACGGCCGGUAAAAGUUUUGUCGUUACCAGUGGCCGUGGUUUGAAAUCGAACAUUUCGCGGUACGGACGUCCCCAAAAACGACGAUACGGUACACCUGCUGAGACGCAAAAUCCGGCAACGUCGCAGCGCACGCACAGUCCGGGGACCGUAACAAAUGCGCGUGUAACACUUCGAACAGCGUUGCCGCGGUUUGCUCCGGAACGUAUCCGUCCGAACAGCCGCCACCGUCCACCGUUGGAUUCUAAUCAAUGAUGCGCGUUUUCCUUUCUCUCUUCACCCGAACAACAAUAAUAACAAUAAAUAAAUAAUAUAAGAACUUACUACUUAGUAGUUAGUACUUGCUCUUGUCUGUUGUCCACUUAUCUGGUGUCUAAGGUCCUCUGGUCUUCGAAUAUUUCCGUGCGUGUGUGUUUUAUUACAUUUCGUUCUCCCGUGCAAUGGAGGUGGACGAGUUCGAUUCGGGUCGUUCGUCGUCGACAAUUUCGUCGAUAAACAGCCUGUUCUCGUUUACCAGCCCGGCCGUUAAGAAACUGUUGGGCUGGAAGCAGGGCGACGAAGAGGAGAAAUGGGCUGAAAAAGCAGUCGAUGCACUUGUCAAGAAACUAAAGAAAACCAAAGGCGCCAUCGAAGAGUUGGAAAAAGCGCUCAGCUGUCCUGGACAGCCGAGCAAGUGCGUCACCAUACCGAGAAGUCUCGAUGGACGACUACAGGUGUCUCAUCGUAAGAGUUUACCUCAUGUCAUAUACUGCCGUGUAUGGCGAUGGCCAGAUCUCCAAACCCAUCAUGAGCUUAAGCCACUUGACCAUUGUCAAUUUCCGUUCUCUACUCAAAACAAACAGAAAGAUGUUUGUAUUAAUCCUUAUCACUACAAACGUGUUGAAAGUCCUGUCCUACCUCCUGUAUUGGUACCAAGACAAAGUCAGCUACCCCCUAUGAUGUUCCGUCAAAUGCCGGAAAAUCUUCAAUACAAUAAUUAUAAUCAAGGACCCAAUUCUCCAUCAUCAAGUCCUCCACCAAACAGUCCCUUUCAGAGCAGCGCACUAUCAGAAUUAGGAAGUUCUCCUGGGCCUGAUGAAAAAGCUAUGAGUCCCGCAUCUGGAACUCAAGUUUUGUACCAAGAACAAGCUAGUUGGGCAAGCAUAGCAUACUAUGAAUUAAAUAGUAGAGUUGGAGAACUAUUUCAUUGUCAAUCUCCUGUUGUAGUUGUGGAUGGUUUCACCAAUCCAAGUAAUAAUUUAAACCGAUUUUGCCUUGGACAACUUUCUAAUGUGAAUCGAAAUCAAACAAUUGAAAACACUAGGCGACAUAUCGGAAGAGGGAUUCAAUUGCAUUAUAUUGGCGGUGAAGUAUACGCAGAAUGUUUAUCAGACUCUGCAGUUUUUGUACAGUCACGUAACUGCAAUCACCAUCAUAAUUUUCAUCCAUUAACUGUGUGUAAGAUACCAGCUGGAUGUUCUUUACGUAUAUUCAACAAUCAACAAUUUGCAACUUUACUCACAGAAUCUGUGAAUUCAGGUUAUGAAGCUGUAUUUGAGCUCACAAAAAUGUGCACAAUUAGGAUGUCUUUUGUGAAAGGCUGGGGCGCUGAGUAUCAUAGACAAGAUGUUACUAGCACACCUUGUUGGAUUGAGAUACAUUUAAAUGGGCCAUUACAAUGGUUAGACAAAGUUUUAUGUGCCAUGGGAUCCCCUCACAACGCUAUAUCAUCUGUUUCAUAAGCCAACAUGCUUUAUACACUUAAUUGUCUAGUAUCAAGGUGUCAUUUUUUUGUUUUAACUAAAUCAUGAAUAUGACUUAAAUACACAUAAGUUGUAUACAAUAUUAGUAAAAUAAUUUUGCUACAAAAUACCAAGUACUUUUAUAUUAAAUAAACUUAUGAAAUUUAACUUUUUUUAAAUUAAAAUUAGUUUUAUUUAGCUGUACUAUAUAUUUGGUGCUCGCUAUUUUUAUUACUAAAUUUUUUUUUUUGUUAAAGACCAUUUAUUUGUUGUUUUAUUUUACCCUAAUAUUUAAAGCUUUUUAAAAAAAAUUGAAAUACGUUGAGACUUGAGAGAUAUACAACAUAUUUUCUUCUAAAAUUUAUUUGCCAUAUUACUUAUGUGAACAUUUUGUAAAAUAUGGUAAUAUUAGUAUAUUAUGCUCUCUAAUUAAAUGUAUUUUUUGAUGAAUUAUUGCUAGCAAAUAAAUUAUAAUCUUACCACGAGGACACAAUAGUAUAUAAUUACUAAAACUUGUCUUACAUCUUCCAAGUUCACAUACGAAUUAUUGAGAUUAAUUUGAUCUGGAUCAGUGACAAAUCAAACAUUUUUGAUAUUUUUAUUAAUUUUAAAGAUAAAAACUAAGAACAUUAAAAUUUAUCUUAAAAUACUGUUUGAUUGUAAUGGGAUAUCAUAGAUUGAUUUUCUUAUGCAUAUUGAUAACAUUUUCUUUCAUAAUUUUUAUAGUAGGUAAUUUUUCUGUAAAAUCCUUCAGUAAGCUGUAUUCUUGGAAGGUGUAAUAUAUGUUUUUCUGUAAAAAACUGUAUAAUCAAAUUUUUGUUCGAGCGAUGCAUGAUUUUUUUUUAUUGCUUUUAUUUAAUGAUUGUUGCAUAUAGUACACAAAAUUAUGACUAUGUCUAAAAGUUGAAUUUUCCGCUAUUUUCUUUUUAACAUAUAUUACACACUGUUCUUAAGUUAUAGUGUUCAAAUUUUGUUACAAAUUAUUUUUGUAAAUUGCACUUGCUCAUUCAAAAUGUUCAUUUUAGUUUAUUUAUAACUUAUUAAAUAAAUAAUGAUAUGCUACUUACAAUGACAGUAAACUAUAUACAGGGUGUUU